Molecule: messenger RNA, 1031 nt
Organism: Centruroides sculpturatus (bark scorpion)
Lineage: Eukaryota; Metazoa; Arthropoda; Arachnida; Scorpiones; Buthidae
Exons: 3
Coding region: 70-999 (309 amino acids)
Source: RefSeq, a predicted model, not a curated record
CGGGAUAAGAGAAAAUGAUAUUGUUUGUAACAGCGAAGUUCUUUUAACUGUAAAGCUUAACAAGUCGUCAUGUUUUUAGUCAAAACAAUGGCUAUAAGUCUACUUGUUUUUAUAUCAUGCCUUUCUAUAGGAAUUAAUUAUACCAGUAUAGAAAAUGAAUCAGAAGUAUUAGUACGGAAGAAUAACAUAAAAAUGGAAAAAAGUCCAGCAUGUCAAGAUAAACAAUGGGAUGAAACAAAAAAACAAAUGAGAGCUUUAAAAAACGAAGAAUUCCGAAAAGCAUUUGAAGAGACAGUAGAAAUUAAGCGAAGUUGGGAAAGUUCACUUUCUUUACAGCUUAUAGACGAAACACUAAAAGAAGACAGUCAGCUUUACAGAGACAAAGAACUGUUUCAAAUGAGAAGAAAUGCAGCGAAGAAGUUUAGUGACCCAAAACUGUGGUCAGAAUUUAUAUCGAGUGCAUUUUGGGACGUCGUGUGUGGUACAGAGGGAGAAGCCAUCAAAGAACUUCGAAAAUAUAGAUUAUACAACCCAUUUUAUGAUUUUGUUGAACAUGUAAAUGAUUUCGAGAUUGUAAAGAACGAAAUGGAGAAAAGAACGGAGCGAGUGUACGUUUUCGGAAACAAUGAUUCAUCCAUACACGAUAUUGACAAGAUACACCCUGUUAUGUUAGUCGCUUACGCUGAGAAAUUCGAUGAUCAGAAAGACACUUUAUUAUGGAAAAAAUGUUUACAAAAUCACAUAGAUAUUAAUUAUCAUCACCAGGGAAAUUGUCUUUGGCAAAAAGAAGGUGGUGAAUGCUGUGAAAAGCUGAAAGGUGUAGCUCUUGGAGAAAUGAUCUGUGAUAAAGUAUCGAGAAGACUUCAAAAAAAUUUACAUGGAAAUUUUGGUGAAGCAGUGUGGGAUGUUGAAGAAAAAUAUUUUAUGGGAUUGCCAUCAAAAUGGUUAUCGAAAGUUCAACAAAUUUUGUCAAAGUUAAAAAAAUAUAAUGUAAUAUAAUUCAAUGUAAAUUAACAAUUACAUUUAAAAAA